Manis pentadactyla (Chinese pangolin) is the source of this 1884-nucleotide messenger RNA. RefSeq names its product GIMAP family P-loop NTPase domain containing 1 (gene GIMD1). Gene Ontology annotation, molecular function: GTP binding. The record is from RefSeq and is a predicted model, not a curated record. The transcript is spliced from 4 exons. Bases 806 to 1567 code for a protein of 253 amino acids. Lineage: Eukaryota; Metazoa; Chordata; Mammalia; Pholidota; Manidae.
UGAGGGAAGUCUCUGUGGAGAAAGCGUUUUUAAGAUUGGAAAAGGUAUGUGAUAUAUCCCAAUCCCAAGUGGAUUGGGAUUCCAUAAUUAAUUUCUUUUUAAAUCAUGUCUGAUUCAGGAGUAAAAAGAAAUCUGAGCAACUAUGGUGUAGCUGACACAGCUGAAGGAGCUGGGUGAGCUGGGGUCACCUUGAGGGAUCCUCAAAAUGAAGGCCUUUUGUAUGAGGGUGUGAGGUUCCUUCAAGACAUUCAUUAUUAGACUCUUGGGAGACUGGGGUGAGGGACAUUAAAGGACAAGGAAGGCCAGAGGUACAUAAAACUGUAAAAUAGAAGCACCAGUUCUAAGCUAAAAUAAUAAAUAUGUACUUCUAAAUGUCUUAUUUCUGAAUCAAUAGAUUGAGCAUGUUUGGCAAUUGGUCAAUAGCUCUGCCUUACUGAUCUAAUGAAAAUGAUUAAUGGCCUUAAAAUGCUGUAUAAAGGGCUUAUGCUCUGCACAAGAGAUUAACUACAUAUUAGGAUUGUUGUAAAUGGAAUAUUCUCUCAAGGUUCUCCUUGCUCCUAACUGAGCUGCACAAUAUAUUGGGCUUUACUUUCUUUUUAAAUAAUCAAUAUUUUACUAUGGUGGAUAAUAAUAAUAAAUAACUUAUUAAUUAUUUACAUAAUAGAAAUUACAAGUCAUUCUCAUUUUCAUCAGAAGGUUGCUGGUUGUAAAAAAAAACGUUUAGUAAAUAGAAAUAGAAGUCUUUGAAUUACUCAUUUUUCACAGGAGAGAAGCAUUCAGGAAGUCAGGAAAGAGUCUCUUGCAGAUGCCACUUGUGUAUUCAUGGGGAAGGGAGGUGGGGAGGUUAUUCCACUUUAUUGGAGCAGUCCUCCAUGCCUUAGUCACGAUAGUGAGACAAAAGCAAAUUAAAGCCAUGAUGGACUCUAAGAAGAUGGUCAUCAACUUGGCCCUCUUCGGCAUGACUCAGAGUGGAAAAAGUUCUGCUGGGAACAUUCUUCUGGGAAGCACUGACUUCCACAGCAGCUUUGCUCCAUGUUCUGUGACCAAAGAUUGUAGUCUGGGCCGCAGCUAUCACCUCAAUGGCUUCAUGCGUCGAGCGGGGCAAGAGAUAAGCCUGCAAGUCCAGGUAUUAGACACUCCAGGUUAUCCACACAGCAGGCUGAGCAAGGAGAAUGUGAAACGGGAAAUCAAGGAGGCCCUGGCACAUCACUUCCGGCAAGAAGGUCUUCACCUUGCCCUUCUGGUCCAGAGGGCAGAUAUGCCUCUUUGCGGACAGGAAGCAUCUUCCCCAGUCCAGAUGAUCCAGGAACUUUUGGGACAUGCUUGGAAGAAUUAUACUGCCAUCCUUUUCACCCAUGCAGAAAAAAUAGAAGAGGCUGGAUUCAGUGAAGAUGAAUACUUACAUAAGGCCUCUGAUACACUGCUAAACCUACUAAAUUCUAUUCAGCAUAGAUAUAUUUUCCAGUAUAAAAAAGGAAACUCACUUAAUGCACAAAGAGUAAAAGUUUUAGAAAGAAUCAUGGAAUUUAUAAAAGAAAACUGUUACCAAGUUCUUACCUUUAAAUAAAAUUAAGAUGAAAGAAAAAGACCAUUGCAUUUUAGUGUCAGAACUGUUGAUUUCAACAGUGCCUUUGUUAGCAUGGGUGUGGACUGUCAGAAUUUCCAUAUGUUGUUGGUAAGAGUGUACAUUGGUAUUAACCACUUUGGAAAACUGUCUGGUAGUUGAAAACAUAAAGGGGAUUCAAGAUUUCUAAGGAAAAUCUUAUGACACAGCAACUAUACUCCUAAGUAAAUAUCUAACAGAAAUGUAUACAUUUGUGCACUAAGAGACAUGUAUGUAACAGAAUGUUCAUAGUACUGCUAUGACAGCAGUACUACUAAUCA